AUGGGGUUAACAAACGAAAGUGAGGAAAAAGAACAGUUCCAGCCCAACAACUCGGAAUCACUCAAUGAAGGUCAAGCAGAAGAAAUCCAACAACCACAAGAGCAUACUCCAGCAGGGCAGCGAACACGAAGAGGAGGCACACAGCCAUCCAGAUGUCGAUUGCCUUCACGUAGGACACCUGCAACAUUCACCCAAAGAACAAUCGGCCUUCUUGGAGUCCUUCCGUUGUCUAACCAGUACAUUACCAGCCCAUAUCAACUGCCUGUUGUUCUUCAGUUUUAUCCUGAAUUUUUCCUGAUUUUUAAAGAAGCUGUCCAUGAUGUGUCCUGUUAUCUGAAGGCUUAUGUCAAAGAGAUCGAGCUACCCAUCUUCCUUUGCCUCUCUGCACUCUCCACCCUUCAACUCCCUGCCCUCCCCAUAGUUCUUUUCCUUUCUUCCGUUCUUCUUCUUGCUAUUGUGUUUCUGCUUCUUAUAAUUCUUUUCAUUCUUAUCUUCUUCUGA
Orycteropus afer afer is the source of this 501-nucleotide messenger RNA. The record is from RefSeq and is a predicted model, not a curated record. NCBI's taxonomy places the organism in Eukaryota, Metazoa, Chordata, Mammalia, Tubulidentata, Orycteropodidae.